Molecule: messenger RNA, 2729 nt
Organism: Nothobranchius furzeri (turquoise killifish)
Lineage: Eukaryota; Metazoa; Chordata; Actinopteri; Cyprinodontiformes; Nothobranchiidae
Gene: klhl42
Product: kelch-like family, member 42
Molecular function (GO): protein binding
Source: RefSeq, a predicted model, not a curated record
UAGGGCGGAUGAGCAGCUCGACUCAACCGUAUUUACACGAAGAAGCGCAGAAUCAAAACACUGGAAAUUUGACAGCCCGUUCCCACAAGGGUCUUGUGAAAUUCUUGUUAAAAGAGCCGCUACCAAGGUCUAAAAUAAACUGCAACAUGCAGUUGACAUAUUUAUAAACUAGAUCCACAUUUCGACCGAACUGUCGAGGAAUGCUAACCCGAGGAAAGAGCCGCUUUGGCGGGUUUGUCGGUGCAGCAGCUUGUUAGCUGAUUAGCUUCUCUGGAUGAGAGGAGCAGCUCCGUUUGGAUCUAUGGGCUGAACAUGACCAUAUAUAGCCCGGCCACGGAGCUCCUGCGCUGCUGAACUGUAAAGUCUUUCUGGAAGCUGUCUCCAACAUGUCCUCAGACCAAAUCGCCAUCGUGGUGGACGACAGGACCUACGAGGUGAACAAAAAUAAGUUGAUCGAGAAAAGCGAUUAUUUCCGAGCGCUUUACAACUCCGGGAUGAGGGAGUCUACUGAGGACUCUGUGCAGCUCCAGGGGCUCAGCGUUACGGGCCUGGAGCUGGUUCUGGAGUUCAUCAACACCUCCAAAGUCCAGGUGGUCAAUGAGACCCUGGAAGAUCUGAUAGAGACCGCCUCCUUUCUACAAGUCACCUCCAUCCUCAAGCUGCUGACCUCAGAGAUCCGGCUGGACAACUGCGUGGAGCUCUACAGCCUCUCUGAAGUCUACGGUACUCAUGACCUGCGAACCGCCUGUCUGAAGUACAUGAGCUGCUACUAUCACCCCAUGCUGAGGCGGCCUGAGUUCAGUAGCCUGCUUUCCGCUGUCAGGGACCAGGUCAAAGAGAUGCGCAUGAAAGGGACCGCCACCCUGGUGGCCAUCGGAGACUUCACCUGUCUGUCGCUGGACGGUCCUGAUCAGGACGAGCCCUGGUCCAUGCUGAGGUAUGGAGAGGUGGAGCAGCGCUGGAAACCACUGGCCAACAACCUGCCACCAGACAUGGUUAACGUGAGAGGGUAUGGGUCUGCUGUCCUGGACAACUACCUGUUCAUAGUGGGGGGGUACAGGACGACCAGUCAGGAGAUCUCUGCUGUGCACUGCUACAACCCCUGCAGGAACGAGUGGAACCAGGUGGCUCCGCUCAAUCAGAAGAGGUCCAACUUCAAGCUGCUGGCAGUGCAAGGGAAGCUGUUUGCCGUGGGAGGCCAGUGUCUCGGCACUGUGGAGUGUUACAGUCCAGAACAGGACUGGUGGACGUGUGUGUCUUCGAUGCCUGACCCGCUGGCUGAGUUCUCGGCCUGUGAGUGCCGGGGUUUGAUCUACGUCAUGGGUGGAUACACUGCCAGAGACAGGAACACCAACGUUCUGCGCUACUGCCCCACGUCCGACUCCUGGGCUGUGCUCCGGACCUGCUCGGCUCACAUCCGUAAGCAGCAGAUGCUCUCGGUGGAAGACACCAUCUACCUGGUGGGCGGCUACACCCACAAGCUGCAGGUGGGCCGGCGGCAGUGGCGUCCCAGCCAGCCAGAGGACGCUCUGACGGUGCAGUCCUACAACGUCACCACGGGGGAGUGGAUCCAGCUGAAGGAGAACACGUCUAAGUCGGGCCUGAACCUGACGUGCACGCUGCACAACGACGGCAUCUACAUCAUGAGCCGCGACGUGAGCCUGCCCACCAGCCUGGAACACCGCGUCUUUCUGAAAUACAACAUAUUCUCCGAUGGCUGGGAGGCCUUCCGGUGCUUCCCUGCUUUGGGACAGAACAUGCUGCUCUGUUCGCUUUACCUCCCCAACACGCUGUGACCGACCUGCCUGUUGCUGCUCUAACUGGGGCCGUCACGUCAGCAGGAACAGGGUCGCGGAACCCGCACGCCUCCAAACAAACACCCUGCGUUUUACACUCUGCUGUGAAUGUGGAUGCAGAUUAAGGAGCCGUGGAAGCGGCGAAGCGCUUUGGGCCAACAGCAGGUUUCAGUUUGUGCACCUGGAGCUAACGACAAAGUUGCACUCGUGUCUUCGAGACUCGCCACCCGGAACGCGUCUUUUAGAAAAUCCUUUCCAGAAACCUCAGAGAAGCUUAACCACCCGGAUGCAAAGAUUUAAAGAGAAGCCAGCUUUUGUCCAGAGGGUCACUGGAGUGUUUGAGCUUUCUUUAACUGGUCUGAGCAGCUCGAAGAGGAACAUUCUUGAUUUAUACUUGAGCAGCACAAACAAGAACAGCCUAACUGCCUGCCUGCUUUUAAAGGGCCUAAACAUUCCCGAUGUUUACACUCCAAACACAGCAGUAAUGCGCAUGUUUAUCCUUUAAUCACUACAGACCUCAAAGUCUCUCAGAAACAAACAGCUUCGUGUUUUCAGGCGUUGCACAGGUCACAUCAUCGAGUGACUGGUUUGAGUUUACGCUGACACGUUUGUGGGAAGUGGAAGAUACCGACUCACGGGGACCUCCGAGUCUUUAUUUUUCAGAUAUAAUAAAGUUAAAAGCACAAUUCUGUCAACUGAACAAUGCUCACGUGCCUUCUGCAGCCUCAGUGUUUAGGAGCAACUGACCAAAACUGAUGUUUUUUUUUUGCUAAAAUGUUGUUUUUACUGAUAUUAGUUUUGUUUGUGAAAAGAAAAUUGAGCGGAAAUGAACCGUGGAGUGACCUAAAGCUGUGAGUAUUUAGGUUUGAAGUGAUGGACUUGAGUUUGUUUUGGCUGGAGAUGGAGGGGAUGGCAAUAAAGACGAUGCUCAGA